AUAAUCCUCUACACGUGUAGCUGUCUUAAUCACAUGUUACGAGUAAGGUCAGAAGUUUAAAUACACGUUAAGCAAACACUCUUAAACCCAGUUUUUCCACAUUUUCUAUAAUUUAAUCCCAGUGAAUAUUCCUUGUCUAAAGUUAGUUAGGAUUACCAUUUCACAGAUGUCCUAUUACUUUGUGUAAUGUCACCAAUGUUCGUUUACAGAUUUUUUUUGUUUUAAUUUACUAUGUCAUGGUUGUAUAUCAGCCACAUGUUUAAAUACACCAAGCCGACUGCCUUUAACCCUCCUGUUGUCUUCAUUUACAGGCACCAAAAAAUAUUGUUCCUUUUUCUGAAAAAAAUUUAAAAAUUCAGCCAAAAAAUUCCCCAAAUUUCUGAAAAUUUGCAAAACCUUCAGGAAGAAAAUUCCAAUAGUUCCUUAAAAGUUUCCCUUAAAAGUUUUAUUUAAAAAAAAAUCCCCCAAAUUUGGCAAGAAAUUUCUUGUAAAUAUUUUCAAAAUAUGAGUAAAAAUCUUUUCAAAAAAAAUCCUAAAAAUAUCUAAAGUGAUUACAUAUAUAUCAGUAAAACUUCUAAUAUUUUCUUUAAGAACAUUCACAUAAAUAUUAACCAAAAUCCAGUGAAAUUCGUUGGAUUUUGGUUGAUUUUUUUCUGAAAGUUCUUAAAUAUUUUUAACGUCUUUUUUCCACCAAAAAAAGUUCAAAGAAAAUGUGGACAUCAGAAGUGUCACUGAAAAUAAUUUUUUUCCCCCACAUUUUCAAACUUUAAACCGGGUCAAUUUUGACCCGCAGGACGAUAUGAGGGUUAAAGGGGGAAAAGAAACUCUGCCAUAGACUGUAUGAUACAGUCUAUGGUCGAGCCGAUAGUGUGACGUGUACACAGUGCAGGCCACUGAUUGGACAGGGAGUGACGACACACGAGAGCGACUCCUUCACGAAAACCAAACCCGCCAUUUUUAAAAAACACCAGUCACAGAGACGGUUCACUUUGCUCUCAAAGACUGUUGUUUGCUCUUCACGGAACAACUUAAGAAUAUGGCAGCCAGACGUGUACUGUGGCCGAAAGAAGAGGUCGAGGCUUCAUUGUCUUCGGUGGCGGACCAAAGAAGACGGAGGGAACUGGACGGUGCUGCUCGCAACGACAGAGUUUCUCAGUGGUUGAGCCAAAUGGACGCCAAGUGGAGGGAGAGCGGCCUGGACUCCGCCGCUGGAUUAUUGAAGACCAAGCUGGAGGACGAAUCCCUUUCCACAUGCGAGCCCGACUCCACCUCCAUCAUGGAGCCCCCAAGCUCCCCUGCUUCCACUUCAGAUUCAGAAAAUUUUGCUCGGACACCAUCAACCUCCAGCACGUCUCAGCAACGUCCAAUCUCUGGCAAGAGGAAAAGGGGCCACAGAAAGUUGGACCUUGCAAGCAUUCUUGGGGAGAUGCAGGCUGCAGAGGAGCGGCGCCGUGCCCAGCAUGACGAGCACUUCCAGUUGCUCCUCAGCAGCGCACGCGAGGCACGGGAGCAGGAAGUGGCAUUGCAGGAGCAGGAAGUGGCAUUGCGGAGGGAGGAGAUGGCCCAGAAUGCUGCCUUCCACCAGGCAGUGCUGAAUUUGAUGGAGAAGCUGUUGGAGGCUAUGAGCAGCUGGCGAGAGUGAGCGACUCCACCUCCCAGAGACUUGAGAUUUAGUUGUAUAUAGUUUUAUUUUUAGCCCUCCACUGUAGGAGAGGCCCACCACAGUUUGUACUUUGCACAUUGGAAAUAGUUUUGAUUUUGCUACUGACUAAUAAACUGUUUUGCAACUUA
This is a messenger RNA of Amphiprion ocellaris (clown anemonefish), 1791 nucleotides long. RefSeq lists its product as uncharacterized. NCBI's taxonomy places the organism in Eukaryota, Metazoa, Chordata, Actinopteri, Pomacentridae. The transcript is spliced from 3 exons. The record is from RefSeq and is a predicted model, not a curated record. The coding region runs from base 1037 to 1642 and encodes 201 amino acids.